Molecule: messenger RNA, 1366 nt
Organism: Xiphias gladius (swordfish)
Lineage: Eukaryota; Metazoa; Chordata; Actinopteri; Istiophoriformes; Xiphiidae
Gene: hspb1
Product: heat shock protein, alpha-crystallin-related, 1
Exons: 3
Coding region: 117-728 (203 amino acids)
Biological process (GO): response to heat; protein refolding
Molecular function (GO): protein folding chaperone
Source: RefSeq, a predicted model, not a curated record
CUGAGAGGCAGACAGCACAUUAGGAAAACACUUUCAGAGAGGCCAAAGGGCUCUUCAUCUGCAGCCAGCAGCCCUCCGUUACAACAACACUCCUCUGCUGCCUGAACACAGCAGCCAUGGCUGAGAGACGUAUUCCUUUCACCCUGCUCCGCACCCCAAGCUGGGACCCAUUCCGUGACUGGCACCAGAGCAACCGCAUCUUCGACCAGACCUUCGGCAUGCCGAUCCCGUCAGAGGACUUUGCCACAUUCCCCAGCACCCACUGGCAAGGGUACAUCCGGCCCUCCAUCCUGGCUCCCGACAUGAGCGCCAUGAUGCCACAGACCCCCAUGAUGUACCCUGGCGCCAUGAUGGCCCAGCAGGCUCGUGCCCUGUCCCGCCAGAUGAGCACCGGCAUGUCGGAGAUCAAGCAGACCCAAGACAACUGGAAGGUGUCCCUGGAUGUCAACCACUUCUCGCCUGAGGAGCUGGUGGUGAAAACCAAGGAUGGUGUGGUGGAAAUCACAGGCAAGCACGAGGAGAGGAAGGAUGAGCACGGAUUUGUGUCCAGAAGCUUCACCAGGAAAUACACCCUCCCCUCUACAGCUAACGUUGAGAAGGUGACCUCUUCCCUGUCUCCUGAUGGGGUGCUCACCAUUGAGGCUCCUUUGGUCAAACCCGCCAUCGAGUCCUCAGAGACCACAAUUCCUGUCAAUGUGGACAACAAAGGUGGCGUGGUGAAGAAGUAGGGAGAAAAGCAACACAGCGUCUCCCCCACACAUACACACACACAUUCAGAUAAUCACUUUAUUCCUACAAAGUGCUUCCAGAGAGGUGAGGAAGCAGCUUAUUGCUCUCACUAAAGCAGGCUUGCUCACACAUCCAGAGACAGAAGAGCCAGGGAUUGCCCUGGUUCCUCUGUCUCCCCUCAGUCUCUGAUAAUGAGCCAACCCCAGCUGAGUGCCCUGUGUAAACACUUCUGCAGCAGUUCCAUAUGCCUUCUCUUUCUGCUGUAAUUACAAUCUUCAUCUGAACAUAGGAAAUCUCAGUUUAGCCCCACUCACAGUUUUCUUUAUUUCUCUGCCUCACUUAAACACACACACACACACACCUUUCUCAUUUCUGUUGAGCAAAUCCCCUUCAUGCUGCUUCUCAAACGCACUUAAGACAACAGCCAAGUGGACUGUAAUAGCAGUGAUCUUGUAAAUGAAGGAACCAAGGCCCCAGGAGAGCAUAUACACCACCAUUCUAUGUGCAGAACAGUGCCUGUUAGUGAUCCCACUGCGGUCUCCCUGGUCUGGAAAUAGACUGGUUUCAUCUGCAGUUGCCUUUGGACACUAACUAUUCAGCUAUGCAAACAGAGAAUAAAGAACAAACAGCGCACAGA